AUGCAUGCAGGAGCUGCACCUCAGCCCCUGCCGUUCACCCACCGAGUGGUGCUGGCCGAUGUCCGUGUGAGUUUGGAGCUGCGUGAAGGAUUUGCGUUUGCGCAGAACUCGUCUGCCACGCCCACACACACACUCACCCCCACACAGAUACACACCCCUGCUUACUCUAGUACACCCGCACAAUCACAGCAACAGAGAAACUUAGUACAACACACAGAUACACACACAAACACCUCAAAGUCGCCGUCUCUGGCCUCACCGCCGGUAUCAACGAAAGCUCCGAGCGAGGGUGGCCGAGUGACUAGGUCUGAGGGGACGGACGAUAAGGAUACGAAGAGAAGGACUAGAGUAAGUAGCCCUACACACGGGCACACACAUAGAGCCAUACACAUACAGAGCCCAGACGUAGAUAUAUCACGGCCAGCGGAAGGGGUUGCCAGGGAAACGGUUGCUAGGGAGAAACUCAGCGACGAGAAAGCUCGUUCGAAAUCGUCUCCAGCAGCAUCGCCUGCGCCCGUACCCCGUACAAGCACAACGAGUAAACGUACGAGUACGUAUUUGGACUCGGGUUCACACGAGGGUAUCAGCAGUACCGGUACUAAUUUAGAGAACGAUGCUUAUUCGGGUAUUGGUGAGGAGGACAGGCCGCCGGUUUACGGAAACUCUGAGCCAAUCACAUUCUCUGCUGUGCCCGUUCCAUCGCCCGCGUCCUACGAAUCAAUCACUUCUGCCGACGUACUGGGCUACGAACGUGCGGAGCUGGUAUCAGAGACAAGAAGAAAUAACAAUAACAUGGUUGUUGUGAAAACAUUCAACGGAGCACUGGAUCUGAGGAUAUACACACCCGAUUGUCCCAAAACGUUCCGACUGGUCGUCUCCUCCGACAUCGAGAUAUUCGAUCGAGUGGCCACCUCUCGGUGGAAUAAAGUUAUGUACUACUGGCAACGGGAGGCCAAGCCACGACCAGAUGUGUUUGAAGACAUCGCCGAUGAGACCACGAACGCCCACCAGCCAUCAGGAGUCACCGAUGGAUUCCUCGAAGGAUACAACAGUCUGACGAGAGAGGUAAAUCGAGCGGUGACGACGAUAGUCAUGGUUCCGAUCCAAGAGUACAAAAGAGUGGGUACACACGGGGCAAUCAAGUCUGUCAUCCGAGCUGUGCCUGUGGCUGUACUACGGCCGUUAAUAGGCGCGAGCGAUGCAGCGUCUAAAGCUAUUCAGGGCGUCCGAAGCGCUGUGGAUACGCAGCGGCGGGAUGAUCGUGCAGAUAAAUACAAACGCCCGUAG
Molecule: messenger RNA, 1287 nt
Organism: Sphaeroforma arctica JP610
Lineage: Eukaryota; Ichthyosporea; Ichthyophonida
Exons: 8
Coding region: 1-1287 (428 amino acids)
Biological process (GO): reticulophagy; autophagy of mitochondrion; piecemeal microautophagy of the nucleus
Cellular component (GO): extrinsic component of membrane; phagophore assembly site
Molecular function (GO): phosphatidylinositol-3-phosphate binding
Source: RefSeq, a predicted model, not a curated record